Messenger RNA from Brassica napus (rape), 4130 nucleotides. RefSeq names its product disease resistance protein UNI-like. The transcript is spliced from 2 exons. NCBI's taxonomy places the organism in Eukaryota, Viridiplantae, Streptophyta, Magnoliopsida, Brassicales, Brassicaceae. Gene Ontology annotation, molecular function: protein binding; ADP binding. The record is from RefSeq and is a predicted model, not a curated record. The coding region runs from base 1274 to 3958 and encodes 894 amino acids.
AAUAAUAACUUAUCAUGUUAAUUUUUGUAAGAAAAUUAUGUUCGCAUAAUCAUAAAAAAAUUUACGCCCGCAUAUCCGGACAAAACACGUAGUGGACUUGUAUAUUUAGAUGUUUCUGUUAAUUUUCAAAAAUUAUUUAUAUUCAAUCGGUUCUCUUAAAAAAUUUCAGAUCAGCAUUAAUCAAUACAUACGUGCAUGGAAAAUCUAACAAUUGUUUUAUAGAACAAGAUGAAAAAAAUACGGAAAGCCUAAUACUACCUCCAUUCCAAAAAGAUAAAUGUGUUGGCAAAAAAAAACUGUUUCAAGGAAAAGUUUUUUGUGUGUUUUCAAUAACUUUUUAUUUAUUUAAUAGUAGUAAAUUGUAAAAUUCAAGAAACUAGUUGAGCAAAACCUUUAUUUAUGAAGAUAUAUAACAAAGAUUUAUAAAAAUGUAUUGAUAACUAUGUUAAUUUUCAAUAGUUAUAUCUUUAAUCAAUGCUCUUUAUAGCUUUCAAGAUAAGCAUCAAUCAAUUCACAAAUGUUUGAUUACUUGUGUGAUAAGGGAAAAUAUGUUUUAUAGAACAGGAUGUAAAACCUGUCUGUAACAUAUUUACCCAAAAAAAAUUAAUGAAAAAACUAUCACUUUUAACUAAUUGUCCGAGAGAGAGUAACAUUUAAUUACUUGGAUAAUACGAGGUAGCGUAGAUCAAAUAAAAAUCUACCAGUCUCCAAGUGCUUGUUGCUUAUAGGUAUUAACUUCUGUUUUCCUCCUGAAGUUCCAGACCUAUAACUAUAAUACAAGUCAAAAGUGCACAUGCAAUUGUUUUUGAGUAAGAAAAAACACAUCAAAUUCAUAUAUUAUUAAGAUGAACUAUCAUCAAUAGUGGUUGUCUCUUACAGGACAAGUAUUUUCUGUGUACUAACCAAAGUGGAAUACAAUCCUUUAAUACAUAAAAAAAACUGAUCCUGUCUGUUCAAACGAAGCUGUACUUGUGAUUCACAUUCACACGUCUUCUCUACUCCGUUGCCAACAUGGCAGAAAUAAAUAUCCAAUUUUACUAUAUGCUAAAAUUGCAAGCCAGUAUUAUUGCCAAAAAGUAGUGGUAUGUGGACUUUAGUUGACUUGAAGUAAGAAUGAUCAAAGUCUUCAUAUGGAAAACGAGCGGUCUGAAAUAAGCAUAGUUAAUGUCUUUCGUCGUAUUGAAGCAAAGUUGUUAUCUCCAAUAAUUCAUCCUAAACCAGUUCAUUCAGAUUCCAACUCUACUGAAAUAAUUUUCUCUGUUCUUCUAUCACUAUGGGGAACUGUAUGUCCUUCCAACCUUCUUGUGAUGCGACGCUGGACCGUGCCAUUAGAGUCUUAUGUAGUAAAGGUUACAUUGGAAACCUCAAGAAGAAUCUCAGGGAUCUGCAAAGGGAAACGGAAGAUCUCAGAGCAAUUCAUGAUGUGGUGAAGAACAAAGUAGCUAGAGAGAAGGUAAAACAUCGACACAUGCUUAAACCUGUCCAGGUAUGGCUUACACGUGUUGAGAGCUUCAAUACACGGGUUGAUGAUACUCUUAGUACUAGUCCUGCUCAGCUUCAAAAGCUGUGUCUAUGUGGUAUAUGCUCAAAAAACGUUUGUUUGAGCUACAGCUAUGGGAGAAGAGUAUUCUUGUUGUUGGAAGAGGUUAAGAAACUAAAAUCAGAGGGUAACUUUCAAGAACUUACUGAGUUGACUAUGAUAUGUGAAGUGGUGGAGAGGCCUACUCGGACUACGGUUGGUCAAGAAGAAAUGCUCGAAACGGCGUGGGAAAGACUAAUGGAAGAGGACGUUGGAAUCAUGGGUCUGCAUGGAAUGGGUGGUGUAGGCAAAACUACCCUGUUUAAACAAAUCCACAACAAGUUUGCAACGAUGUCUGGUAAGUUCGAUGUUGUGAUCUGGAUCGUGGUGUCUCAAGGUGCAAGUAUCUCGAAGCUUCAAGAAGAUAUUGCACAGAAGCUACGUCUUUGCGACGACCAGUGGACACGGAAAGAUGAAAGUGAUAAGGCCGCGGAGAUGCAUAGAGUUUUAAAGGGGACACGGUUUGUUUUGAUGCUUGAUGACAUAUGGGAGAAAGUUGAUUUAGAAGCCAUCGGAGUUCCGGAACCGACUAGAGAAAAUGGAUGCAAAGUAGCAUUCACCACGCGUUCUAAGGAAGUAUGUGGGAGGAUGGGGGAUCGUGAACCGAUGCAAGUCAAGUGUUUGGAAAGAGAUCAAGCAUGGGAGUUGUUUAGAAUCAAGGUUGGAGAGAGUACGUUAAGUAGAGAUCCCAACAUUGUCGAGCUUGCAAGGAAGGUCGCUGAAAAAUGCCAUGGUCUGCCUUUAGCGCUCAGUGUUAUCGGUGAGACAAUGUCGUACAAAACUACAGUACAAGAAUGGGAGCAUGCAAACUAUGUUUUGACAAGAUCCGCAGCAGAGUUUUCCGACAUGGAAAAUAAGAUUCUUCCAGUUCUGAAGUACAGCUACGAUAACUUGGCGGACGAACAUAUCAAAUCUUGUUUUCUGUAUUGUGCUCUCUUUCCGGAAGACUAUGAGAUAGUUAAAGAGAGUUUGAUAGAAUGCUGGAUAUGCGAGGGAUUCGUCGGGGAGUACCAAGUCUUGAAAAGAGCGGUGAAUAAAGGUUAUGAGCUACUAUGUACCCUUAUCCGUGCAAAUCUACUAACGGAGUUUGGUACAAUAAAGGUUGGGAUGCAUGACGUGAUUCGAGAAAUGGCUCUAUGGAUUGCAUCGGAUUUGGGGAAACAGAAAGAGAGUUUUGUCGUGCAAGCUGGUGUCGGACUACAUGAUGUACCAAAAGUUAAGGAUUGGAGAGCUGUGAGAAGGAUGUCAUUAAUUGGUAAUCAUAUUAAAGAUAUAACACAACCUAUAAGCAUGUGUUCUCAACUUACUACUCUGCUCCUACAGAAAAAUGGUUUGGACUAUCUAUCAGGUGAAUUCAUCCAAUCUAUGCAAAAGCUAGUUGUUUUGGAUCUAUCUAGAAAUGACAUCAUUGGUGGACUUCCAGAGCAGAUAUCAGAGCUGACCUCCUUGCAGUAUCUUGACGUGUCCUAUACAAAUAUACGUCAACUGCCAGCUAGUUUCCGAGGGUUAAAGAAGCUAUCUCACCUGAAUUUGACUGGUACAGAAAGACUUUGUAGUAUCCGAGGGAUAUCAAAGCUGUCGAGUUUAACAAGUUUGAAACUACUUAAUUCUAAAGUUCAUGGAGAUGUUAACUUAGUGAAGGAGCUGCAGCACUUGGAGCAUCUACAAGUCCUAACCAUUAGUAUAUCUACGGACGCAGGCUUGGAGGAACUGUUAGGCGAUCAAAGGCUGGCGAAGUGCAUCGAUUCUCUGAGUAUUCGUCGUCUCAAUAUUACCCUCGAUGUUCAGCUAAGACCAAUCUACUUAUCGUUGCUGAUGAGUAUGGAGAAUCUCCGUCACAUCAAUGUUACAAACAUUGAUGUCUCAGAGAUUGAUACCAAUGAAAACUGGAGGAAAAGCAAGAGAAAUUCGUCUGGUUUACACAAUCCGACGGUUCCAUAUUUCUUCACCAACCUCUCCACCGUGGGGAUAGUUGACUUGAAUGGCAUGACGGAUCUCACUUGGCUGCUGUUUGCUCCGAAUCUUGUCAAACUCCACGUUGGAAAUUCAGAAGAGGUGAAAGAGAUUAUAAACAAAAAGAAAGCGAAAAAGGUUACAGGUACUUCACCACCUUUUCAGAAACUAGAAAUGAUAUUGUUGGAAGGGUUGCCAAAGCUGGAGAGUAUCUACUGGACUCAUCUUCCCUUUCCAUUUUUGAAGAAAAUAGUGAAACUAGAGUGUCCCAAGCUGAGAAAGCUUCCAUUAAAUGCUACAAGCGUCUCACGAGUUGAUGAGCUUUCGAUAGUAAUGAAGCCUGAAGAGGAAGCUCAGCUUGAAUGGGAGGACGAAGAUACCAAAAAUCGUUUCUCGCCUUUAAUCAGUCUGGGUAGAGAGAUGUAAAACACCUUUCAAUCUGGCUCCACGCUUCUAUCUCUGAUGUUUUCUCUUCCAGUUUCUUAAUGUGUUGUUGUUCAUUUGGAUUAUUGAUUGUAUCAUUGCUUGAAAUAUGUUAUCAUUCUCCUGUUGUUUAACGUAAGACAUUAAUGUAUCACUUGAAAGAAGUUAUUAUUCU